GAAGGCAACACUAGCAGAGAAAGAAGUGGCCACAUUGAAGGAAAGACUGGAUGCUGCUAAACACUCUCUUCAAUUAGUUGAACAAAUCCAGAAAGCUCCGGAUAUGGAGAAAGCCAUCGAGGUGCUUAGCCGAUCAUCUCUAGAGGUCGAACUAGCUGCUAAAGAAAAAGAGAUUUCCCAGCUAAUGGAUGACAUACAGAGUUUGCAGUCUACUGUCAAUAACUUGAAACAGACAAGUGCCUCACAAAUUACUCGUCUUGAAGAAUUGUUAGUGGAAAAAAAUCAGACCAUCCAGGAGCUGGAAGAAAAGCUUACCCAGCAGAAAGAUUAUAAAGAGAUCAAGAAAGAACUAAGCAUUUUAAAGUCUAUGGAAUUUCCUAACAAUGAAAAUGCUGAAGAAGAUAAUGGUAUCGCCACAUCAGGACCUGAAUCUAUUUCAAAGCCUCUUGAAGUUCAGCUUUUGGAGAAAAACAAAUCCUUGCAGUCCCAGAAUACUGCUCUGAAAGUAGCUAAUACUGACUUGUCUGGUCCCCUCUCUCAUCAGGGAAAUCCGCUUCCACUUCAAACUGUCGAGAACAUUGGCUCUCUCUUAGGCGAAGAAAUUGUGUCCACAUAUACCAAUAUACUGAAAAAAGAAGAUCAGAGUAGCCCCCCACCUCUGACUACCCCAACCCAGGACAUGUGUCCCCCAGUUGCACAUCAAUCCCUGAAUGGCACCAAACUGGGUGAACUUCCAAAAUAUAAAGAUUCUUCUUGUGAUCACGUGACCUUAGACAAACUCCAAGAGUGCCUGGGUCAAUGUUUGGAAAAAUAUGCAAAUGAAACACUGAACACAUUAUACAUUGCUCGGUGCGUGCGGGAACUGUUGAGCAUGCAUAAUAUUGGGCAACGCCUUUUUGCCAAGUUUGUGCUUGGCCUUUCACAAGGUACUGUAAGUGAACUACUUUCCAAACCAAAACCAUGGGAAAAACUGACUGAAAAAGGAAGAGACUCCUACAGGAAAAUGCACGCGUGGGCUUCAGAUGACACCUGCGUUUAUAUGCUGAAAGCUUUAGUGCCCAAGAAAGGAUGGUUGACAGGGGCACUAACUCAUGGUAAAGCUAUUUCUACUUCUUGGCAAACAAGUAAAGAUUGUACCAACAAUUCAAAUCUCAGAAGCAAGUGCCAGGAUGUUGCUCAACCUAAAAGUAAAGAUUCUGGACCUCUGUCAAGUAAACAAGAGGAUCCAGCAGCAGAGGAACGUAUUGCACAAAUUUUAAAUGAAGCUCAAACUGCCAUGCUUAAUUCUAACAGCAACAAUAACAAGAUGAUCCCACUACAUAAUGGAAGCUCAGGAUACUCCCCACAGAAUGGCAAUGCACCUAGAUCAGAGGAAGAAGGGAGGGGAGAUGAAGGAGGUGGCAUCGAAGGAGGAGGUGGGAAAAGUCAAACAUUACACAGUAAUAAUAAUUAUAAAGAUUAUUUCCAGUCUGGCAGUAUGCGACGAUCUAGAAAGUAUGAUAAUGAUGACAUACCACAGGAGAUGGUAGCAAAGAUCUACCAAGAGGAAUUGGCUAAACUUAUGGGACAGAGAGUAGAGGAAGGUUUCCGUUUACCCAGAGACCAGUACGAACGAACGCAAGAAGAGAUUAGACAUGCCCUUAACAUCUAUCACCAGGAACUUUCUCAGCUCUCUCAUCUUGGUGUAACUACAGCCUUAAUAAAUGGUACUGCCUCUUCUUUCAUCCCUCAUGCCAUCAGCAUGGCUAGUAGUCUGCCUCAUAUGGAAGUACCUAUUGAUGCCACAGUACAGUCACGUAGUAGACAGAAUGAUAAAAAAAACAACAGCAGUUUGGAUGUGGAUAGUGUACGUCAUCAUGGGAGUGCCUUCUCUUUGGUGACGCCAAAAACAGAGGCAAGAAACAGUCCUGUUAAAGUAGCAGUAUCACAUCAACACACCUCUUUUCCUCCAACGUCUGCAGUGUCUCUCACUGAAAUAUCCAGUGAUGAUAUUUCCAUCUCAGCAUCUCCUUUGCAGCAGAUGCAGUCUAUUACAAACUCAUUACUCUCUCAGUCAACUAUGACCAACACCUCCAGUACACUACAGAGGCCCACAAAAGCAAUUCUUCCACCCAUAACUCAACAGCAGUUUGAUCAGUAUAAUAAUCUGAAUACUGAAGAUAUUGUGAAAAAUGUAAAGGAGCAACUCAGUCAGUAUUCAAUAAGUCAGAGAUUAUUUGGAGAAAAUGUUCUGGGACUGUCACAAGGUUCAGUUUCUGAUCUGCUGGCAAGACCUAAACCCUGGCACAUGCUUACACAGAAGGGCCGAGAGCCAUUUAUCCGAAUGAAAGUGUUCUUGGAAGAUGAAAAUGCAAUUCACAAACUGGUAGCUUCCCAGUACAAAAUACCUCCAGAAAAGUUAUUACGUACAGGGGGUUUUGGAGGCUCCAGGAACUCCCCUGAUUUGCAGGAGUCUUCCCCUUCUACUCCAGAAUAUUUACCAAGUAUUUCUAACGUGGCCAGCAACUCAUCCAAUAAUAUUUCAGCAACUCAGAAUGUGCCAGGUAGCUCCAAGAAACACUGCCAGAAUCCACAGUCCUUGUCAUACUUGCACUCUUCUGUGUAUGAAAUAGCUGCACUAACCACUGACUUGGACACACAGAACAUCACAUCCAAGAUAAAAGAUACACUUAUGGCCCAAAACAUAGGUCAGAAGAUUUUUGGUGAGGUGGUGCUUGGUCUGUCUCAAGGGUCUGUUAGUGAGUUGUUAUCAAAACCAAAACCAUGGCACAUGCUCAGUAUUAAAGGUAGAGAGCCUUUCAUCCGUAUGCAGUUGUGGUUAAAUGACCCACAAAAUGUAGAAAAAUUGCAAACAUUUAAAACUCAAAGAAGGGAAGCAAAUAAGCGAAAAAGAAACAACAUAGAUGACAUGGAGUUCUGCCACUGGUACAACUAUGGUUUCUCUUCUUCACCAUACUUGUCAACUAAAAAACCACGAAUCUUGUUCUCCGAGGAGCAAAAAGAAGCACUACGUUUAGCAUUCUCUAUGGAUCCUUAUCCAAGUACAGCAACAAUUGAAUUUUUAGCCAAUGAGCUCAACUUAUCAGUCCGAACAAUAACCAACUGGUUUCAUAACCAUCGCAUGCGACUUAAGCAACAGCCUAUGAUUUCUCAUGAUGACCACAAGUCUAAUUACAGUGGAGCACGUGUAGUAUCUCCUUUGUCCAAUAUUAAGGAUACGACAAGUUUUGAUCCUGUGCAGUUUAGAAUGAUGCUGAACAGUCGACUUUCAGAACUAAAUCGAGACAAAGGUAGUGGAAUUGUCCAGAAAAUGUGCUCUACUUAUAGGAAUAAUUCACCACUCUCCGCCCACAAUGAUGAUUCUGGUACUUUAGACUUGAGCAUGUCUAGUCAACAUUUCCUACAAAGAAGUAACAAUCUAUUUGGAUUUCAGUGUUCUUCAGAAACUGCAAGUGCCGGAACAGAUGAGCACUCAAACAGUGAACUAAAUGAAGACUCUAGCUAUUCCUUAGAUAGAGGCUUGUCAGAAAGUAGUGACAAAGAGUCUCUCGAAGAACAGCCACUGUCUCUGUCUGCAUACAACAUAAUUCAUGGGCAAGAAAGCUUUAAACAAAUGACAAUAGUGCCAUCUAGUAGCAGUAACAGGAGAAAAUCUGCAAUGCCACAAUGGGUGGACCCAGGGCUGAAAAUGUCUCCUGAUAGUGACCUAUGCAGUGAGAAUGAAGACAAUGAUGAAGAAAAAACAGAAAAUAAGAAAUAUGAGGAGAUAAUAAAUGGAGUCUGUGUUCUUCAAACUGGAAAACUUGGUCUUCCUGUGCCUAAGGAGCAUACAGUGCGGAUUGAGCCAACUCCAGCUCCUGAUAGCCAGGUUUUAAACUAUGGGAACAAAGAACAGGCUUCUGAAAAAGAUAAAGAAAUAGAUUCUUCCAAACAAGAAAAAGAAAAGUUUCAAGAAAACAUUAAAACUGAUAGAAAACAUAACAUUGAGAGGCUCGAGAGAUGUUUAAAAGACAAAGUAGUAAGCUGGGAUGCUGAUGACGAAGGAGAGAGAGAGGAAAACAAAAAUAGUGCUUGUUAUGAGGCAGUGAUGAAGGAAAAGGAAAUGCUGCAAUAUCGAAGUGAUUUCCAGAAGAAGCUAAUCCAACAACUAGAAGAAGAUUUGUCCUGUGUGAACUCUUUGACUUGUCUCUAUCGUGGAGAGGGAGAGGGGCAAGCUGCUUCUCCAUUGUUCCCUACAGAAAUCAUUGCAGAAGUUUCAAAGGAAGGCACUGAUCACAAAGUACGCACCUCAUCGCCCGACUUGACUGGGACAGCUGAGAACUUGCUUCCAAUUAUUUCCAGCCAGCGAGAACGUUUUAGGCAACGGAACCAGGAACUGGAAGCUGAAAAUACCAAUUACCGUCAGCAGCUAAGCCUCUUGCAAAGUGAGAUGGAACGUCUUCAUUUUGAUAACAUUAAGUUAUAUGAGAAGAUCAAAUUCUUGAAAUCUUAUCCAAUUCAGCGACCCCGUUCGGAAGAUGAGAUGGAAAGUCGUUAUUCUGUACAAUAUGAAGAAAAACUAGAUCCCUUUUCUAGAUUUAGCAAACAGGAAAAACAAAGGAAGUAUAUGAACCUCAGCCCUUUCGAAAAGAUAACCUUGAGUAUGGGACGUACCAUUCUGUCAAACCGUAUAGCACGCACCAUUACCUUUAUCUACACUCUGCUACUGCACUGUUUGGUCUUUCUGGUUCUGUAUAAACUUGCCCACACUGAAGCCUGUAAACGUGAUGUUGCAGCUGAAUGCACAGCAAGAUUUGCUUUACAUAUGCAGAAGGAACAUGGUCAAGAGGAAAACCUUCAUUUCUGAAAGAAAUUUUACUGCUGUUACACAUUUAGGUUUUGCAGAAAUCCUGUUGUUUUUUUUUCUUUAUGUUUGACUGUAUGAUGAUAAAGUUUGAAGUUGUAUCAAUUUUGAUCAUUCUAUAUCUUAUUCCUUUAAUUUACAAGGUUACAGUUCACUUUGUUGAAGUGCAAAUUAUUAAUACAAAAACAUUCCACUGCAGAGAUUUAGAGGGUAAUUUUUGUUUCAACAUAAACAAAUGAUCACUUUAAAAAUAAAAGUUUACACAA
This is a messenger RNA of Limulus polyphemus (Atlantic horseshoe crab), 5109 nucleotides long. Its product is annotated as homeobox protein cut-like. The coding region runs from base 104 to 4846 and encodes 1580 amino acids. Gene Ontology annotation, molecular function: DNA binding; DNA-binding transcription factor activity, RNA polymerase II-specific. The transcript has 20 exons. Gene Ontology annotation, cellular component: Golgi membrane. The record is from RefSeq and is a predicted model, not a curated record. NCBI's taxonomy places the organism in Eukaryota, Metazoa, Arthropoda, Merostomata, Xiphosura, Limulidae. Gene Ontology annotation, biological process: regulation of DNA-templated transcription; intra-Golgi vesicle-mediated transport.